Saccoglossus kowalevskii is the source of this 2055-nucleotide messenger RNA. RefSeq names its product NF-kappa-B-repressing factor-like. The record is from RefSeq and is a predicted model, not a curated record. NCBI's taxonomy places the organism in Eukaryota, Metazoa, Hemichordata, Enteropneusta, Harrimaniidae. Gene Ontology annotation, molecular function: nucleic acid binding.
CCUGCAAUUAAUGGAGAAAAUCAAUGAGCUGUCCGCUGGUAUAACAAUCAAACGCCAAAACACACAAAAAUAACUCAGACAGAUUUGACUGCAUCCGGGUAUAGUUCUUAAUAAUUCAUUUUUUCCUGUGUUUUUAAAGAUACUCUUCCGUAUUGAUGGAAAAGGUGAAGUUUUUGGCUGCUGGUAUAAUAGUUGGACAACCCAUUGCAAGCAAGUUAUCUGAAAAGCAUUGCAGCAGGAAAAGAACAGAGAGUUCAUUUGACAGUGACCCACCAGCAAAGUCAGCAAGAAUUGAAGAAGAUUGCCACCCAAUAAAUGAAUCACAAUCACCGACUGUUGAAGUAAAUACUUCCUUAUCCAGUCAAUCAAAUACGCAUCAAAAGAAGAAAAAACAGCCAUUUCCUUCACAGAGUCCUCCAGGUGAUAAUGCUACAAAGUUAGGGAAAAUGUUCCAAGAGAUAUCAACAAGAGUUAGGUCACUUUGGGAUAAAGAUACUGCAAACUCGAUUGGACUUUUGAAUAAUAUUUUGAUGGUAUUCCCCGUCAAACUCAGUUAUAGUUUUGUGGAUAGAAGUCAAGUUUUGCCAACUCCCAAAGGAGGUAAAAAGUGUAUAACGCAAUGGGAAUGCAGCCUCUGCAUUGGCGAUGUGUACAUUACUCAAGCAAAGUGUGGCUCAAAAAAUGAAGCCAAGAAACAGUGCUGUGAUACAGCAGCUAAGUUAUUGAAAGACGGACAUUUCAAUGUAUCAAAAGUGCCAAGAACAAUAGAAGAGCAGAAAACGGUGAGACUGGAGUUGGUGGCCGUGGCAGGUGAUAGUACAAGCACAGGUGCAAAACCUACACACCCAUUAGCCAAACUUGUCAUCAUGGAACAUCCCAAAGAACUCAAUCCCAUCUGCACCAUAAUGAACUCGUGUCAGUUUUCCAAACUAGCUGUUUCGUUUGAUUUCAAAGAUCUAACGGCAGACGUUGACCUAAAGGGCAAUAUCAAACCAAAACAUGUCUGUAAAACUGUGAUCAAUGAUCAAGUGGUUGGGGUAGCUAUUCAUGAAUCCAAAAAAGAUGCUAAAAGUUUAUCAGCAGAGAAAGCUUUGAGCAGACUCCGAAAAAUAUGUCCGGUUAUUAAAGUGAACAAGGAAAUUGAAGGAGCUCUGUCUAAACACUCGCUGAUUGGUACUAAAACUAGCCUUAAUGAAGAGUUACCAGAUUCCAACAUUGGCAGUAAAAUGAUGAAGAAAAUGGGAUGGAGUGGUGGAGGUCUUGGCAAAAUUGGCAACAUCGGACGAGAAAAACCGGUUGAAAUCAAUGAAAGAUUUGGAAGAGAGGGGUUGGGAGUUGGACGACCAGCUGGCAAGGAUGAAAUAGACAUGAAAACUGCACAGGAAAUUAUUAAGAACUAUACCCUUUCACAUGACAGAGAUGAUCUCGUCUUUUCGCCAGAACUUAAUAAUGAAGAGAGAAAGCUGCUUCAUCAGGCAGCAAAUAAAUUUGGUCUGAAAAGUGUGUCAUAUGGAAGUGGAACUAAUAGACAUCUAGUAGUGAAAAAAAUGAGAAGUGCAGAUGAUGUUAUGCAACAUUUAGUUCAAAGUGGGGGCACGUCAUCACGAUAUGAGCUCGUUUUACAGGUCAAGGGCCGAAUGCAGCUCCUCCAAAGCACCAACAUUCAGCAGUACAUAUACCAUCACAGUUUGGCGGGUCUUCAGGAUCAUGUGAACUCACAAUGCUUUGAAAUAUUACUACAUGUAUAAACAAAAAUACAACAUGGAAUGUCAAUCUCGUAGUCGUGUACUUACCCAGUCGGAGAAAUUGUAUGUCAUAAUUUUGAUUUAUUGCUCUUGCACAUAUACUGUGAAAUUUUUUGCUGCUAGGAAGUUUUAUGGCAUUUGUAUGGACUAAAAUUAAAGUCACCGACACUUAAUUAAUAUUGUGCCACCCUUUUCACUGAUUUGUUACAUCUGGUAUACAAUUAAUAAAACAUGUUAUGCUAAUUAUAUGCAAAUUUGUACACAUAUUUUUGGCGUGUCAUUUUCACAGAUAAAUGAAAAUCAGUAAAAA